AUGCCGGACUUCAACGCGCACGGCCUUGACCCAAGUUGGGCCGAGCCAGAGGCAGAGCAGGUGCAGGAGUUCUUCGACAAGCUGUCGGAGAAGGAGGGGGAGAUGCUGACCCAGAGUGUGCCGAAGAGAGCCAAGGCCUCGAUGGGAGGCCAGCCCUCGGCGGGCACCUCGAGCGCUCCCUUGGCGGACCAAGAGAAUAUCGGCACUGUCAUCGAGGAGGUCACCAGGGAUGCUGAGGCCGAGGCGAACAAGAUCUUCGCCGAGGAGGCCGCCGAUGAGGACGCCACCAAGGAGCCUGCCGGGAAGGCCGGCGAGGCCACUGCCGAGGAGGCCAGCAAGGGCGCUGCCGAGGAGGGGGCAGUCAACGACCAACCUUCCUCCUCUGUCGCCUCCGCUCGGGCAAAUACCCGAAGAUACGUUGGAGACGUAUCACAAGCCCAUGAGGAGCUGAAGGUUGCCCAGAACCUGCUGGCCGAGCGCAAGUUGGAGCUUAUCAUGAAGCAGGCCGACAUCGAGAAGACCCAGGAGGCGGCAAGGGAACUGGCUGCCAACGACGAGGCUGCUCAGCACCAGCACCAGGCCGAACUGAACUCCCAGUAG
Messenger RNA from Aegilops tauschii subsp. strangulata, 600 nucleotides. The record is from RefSeq and is a predicted model, not a curated record. Lineage: Eukaryota; Viridiplantae; Streptophyta; Magnoliopsida; Poales; Poaceae.